AUGUCUCAAGGAUCCAAAAAAAACAUUUUUGCUGAUUUAGAGAAACGAUUAAUCAUUAAGAAUCUACCCGCCAAAGCGAAAGAGUUUAAACAAUGUCCACUCGAUCUCUACUGCCCUUCAAUGCAGGAAAAACGUAAGAAGUGCGUUUGCGAAAAAUGUGGUAGCUAUUGGCCCAGCGAAGCUGCGAAAAAUCGCCAUAAAAAGAGCCACUCGGUGAAGGAAAGUGCAGCCUGUCAGGCUAAAGAUAGCGAUACACUUGGCCAGGACGCCGUGGAAGAAGAUGUUAUGGAGAAAGAAGACAAUGGCCGCGUUUCUCAUGCAAUGGAAAAUGGUAGCAACGUUGAAAGCGAGUCGAACUGCAUCAUGCCAGUAAUUGAAAACCUCGCUGAAUUUCUGAACUCGCCAUUUGUGGACAAAUGA
Molecule: messenger RNA, 420 nt
Organism: Paramuricea clavata
Lineage: Eukaryota; Metazoa; Cnidaria; Anthozoa; Malacalcyonacea; Plexauridae
Source: the annotation of a GenBank genome assembly